AUGGCGUCGAAGCAAAUGGAAGAGAUACAGAAGAAGUUAGCCGUUCUCAAUUAUCCGCGAGCAGACGCUCCUGCUCAGUCUCUCCUCUUCGCGGGCAUGGAGCGCUAUGCUCUCCUCGAAUGGCUUUUCUUCAAAUUGUUGGGUGACAAAUCACCGUUCUCUCAACAAAAUCUCCAAGGGGAUGCCAUGGAUCGGGAUGAAGAAACUUCUAGAAUACAGUAUCUGGCAGAGAUAGCCAAGUUCCUGGGAAUCAUGCCAACUAUAGAUACUGAAACCAUCCAAGGACGAGGAAGCUAUGAAGAUCGAACUGAAAUGCUACGUUUAAUAGUGGAUCUUGUUGAGGCUAGCAUUUAUGCUGAUAAUCCAGAGUGGAGCAUUGAUGAACAGGUAGCAAAGGAUAUACAACUAAUAGAUUCCAUUGCAGAGAAACAAGCUCUCAUAUUCUCAGAGGAGUGCAAGUUGUUCCCUGCAGAUGUCCAGAUUCAAUCCAUAUAUCCACUGCCUGAUGUAUCAGAGCUGGAGAGUAAGCUUUCGGAGCAAUCAAAAAUUCUCCUAAAUCUUCAGCAGAAAGUUGAUGAUUUGGCAUCAAAGCAUGCUUACAAUCCAGGUGAAGAGUAUACACAGGUGGAAUCCCAACUUCGGCAGCACUUAGAGUCCUUCUUAGAAACUGCAAGAUCAUUCAACACGAUCUAUAUAAAGGAGAUUCGCCCAUGGACACAUAUGAUGGAAGUGCCUCAGCUCCAUGGAUUUGGGCCAGCUGCUAACAGGUUGUUGGAGGCAUACAAGAUGCUUCUGAAGUUCCUGGGCAACCUGAGGAACCUUAGGGAUUCAUACGCAGCACUCGCUGUUGGUUCGUCAGAAACUGUGGCGGGUGAACCGUCUUCAGUCACAAACAUCAUAUCAGAGUGCGAGUCGGCAUUGACAUUCUUGAAUCACGAUCUUGCGAUCCUGUCAGCUUCCAUUAAUCGCGAGAAAGGUGGCAAUUCAACUCCUUGA
This is a messenger RNA of Linum trigynum, 996 nucleotides long. The record is from the annotation of a GenBank genome assembly. Lineage: Eukaryota; Viridiplantae; Streptophyta; Magnoliopsida; Malpighiales; Linaceae.